UUUAUUGUUCAAAGGACCUUGAACUUUGGUGUGCAGAUUUUUUUCCCUUGCUUUUUGUAUUUUUCUCUGUUGAAAUCUACGCACUCAUUAUAAACAUAUACUUUUUUAUUUUACUUAAUUGGCACAGAAUUUUUCAUAUUUUAAAACUCAUCAGUACAUUGUUACUGACUUUUGUACUGUUAAUCUGUGCUUCAUUUCUCUAUUCUAGUUGUCCUACGAAUCCCUUUAUCGUAAUAAAGCAAUUUUUCACAUUUUCAAUUCUAAUUUUUUUUAAGACUUUAAUUAUGAAAAAGAGACUUUUAUGUCGUGUUAUGGUUUCUGUCUUCACCCCUCCCCGCUGGAUUCUGGACUGAGAGGUGUAUGCGGAUUCCUCCAAUGGCUGUUUGUAACCCUGAAAACAUUGGUGCUGCAGUCUGGAUUGCCUUGAAGAGGCUUGAUCUCAAUGACAGCAGGAUCACAGCUCUCCGGGAGGUUCAUAUUCCCAGUGGAGCCCGAGGGACCAGCGUAAGACAAAUACUAGCUCAGUCUUUCAGGCUUGACACUUCUCAGAGGACACUUAAGAUACGAAACAAUCGAGGAUGCCUUAUUCCCUUAAAUCCCUUCAUGCCGCCAAACAGCAAGCAAAUGCCGUACGUGCUUGAAGUGGCCAAAAACCACCAGCAUGUCAAUCCAAGACCCAGAAGUAUUCCUGUGCCUGUUAUUAAUAAAUCCCUAAGGUCCAGACUACAGAGCAUUGUGAAAAGGAUUGAAAGAUUAGAAGAACUGUUGCCUCAAAUCAAACUGAAACACCAUGAAAGGUCGACAAAGGAUAUUGAGUUACUGAAUCAAAAGCUGGUAUUUCUUCACAAACGAAUGCAGUGUCUGUUGGUUUGAGAUGGCGGAGUCGUACAGCUGGGAGGGGAUGCUGAGAAGAGCUCCUCUGUGGUGAAGUCUGCUCGAACCCUGACUGACAUCACCAGUGACAUCACAGAGAGUCGAAUCAGGCUGUUCAGUCUGUGUUCUGGAUCUAAUCUGAAUCAUGUGUUUUAUCCGAGUUCAAAUGCAUGAAUGGGAGAUUUUCUUUUGAUUAAACUUUACUCUUCUGA
Messenger RNA from Carassius gibelio (silver crucian carp), 1085 nucleotides. RefSeq lists its product as uncharacterized. The record is from RefSeq and is a predicted model, not a curated record. The transcript has 9 exons. Bases 361 to 873 code for a protein of 170 amino acids. NCBI's taxonomy places the organism in Eukaryota, Metazoa, Chordata, Actinopteri, Cypriniformes, Cyprinidae.